CUGGUGGCCGCUGUCGGGUGAUAGCAUUUUACAAAUUUCGGCCCUCUGAUCGUAGUAUUAAUGAAUUUAUUAUCAUCAAUGAAAAGAUAAUUAAGGAAUCGACAUAACCUGUGUUUUACAAAGUCAUAACUUCAAGAUGUCUUCAGAAUAUGAUGAAAUAGAAAUAUUAGAAGAUGAAUUGAAAAACAUACAAAGCGUUAUACAUUUAACUAGAGAAAAUAUAGACGCGUUAAAUGCCAAGUUCGCAGGUAUGCAACACCCACCUCCAAUGUAUUUAUCGGAAUAUCAAGAGCUAACUAGUAAAUUGCAUGAGCUAGAGGUGAAGGAGCAACAGUUGAAUGAACAGAUCAAUUUAAGGUUAAUUCCACAGGACUUAAGUGAUAGUGAUCAUAGUGCAUAUCCUAGUUUGGACAGGGGACACAGACCUAGUUUUCAAACAUCUUUGAAGAGGGUAGUUAGAGCUCAUUUACCUAAUCAGCAAAGAACAAGUGUUCAAGUGACACCUGGUCAUUCAGUGCGUGAAGCUCUAGCAAAAGCGAUGAAACUUAGGAAUCUGACAGCCGAAAUGUGUACAGUGUAUUCUAAUAAUAAUAAUAUUGUUAUACCUUGGGAUGCAGACAUUUCAUCAGUAGAUACUGAUGAGAUAAGAGUAGAAAUCAUAGACAAUUUUCCUGUUACCAGUAUAUCUCAUAAUUUUGUCCGCAAGACAUUUUUUUCUUUGGUGUUUUGUGAAUGCUGUAGACGUUUACUUUUUCAAGGUUUUUAUUGUAGGACAUGUGGUUACCGUUUUCAUCAGCGUUGUGCUGGAGGUGUACCUGCACUUUGUCAGCAAGUGCGAAUGAUAGAUAAUUUCUAUCAAAUGCUGUUAGCAUCUAACCCUGAAAAGUCUGCUGGUAUUCUGCAUAUGCCUCAGGGAUAUACCAUGUCUAGGCAGUCUACUCGAAGACAUCCUAGGGCACUGGGACAUGGUGAAAGGUCUAGUUCUGCUCCCAAUGUAUGCUUUAAUUUAGUCAAUCCCAGUGGAAUUGAUACAAAUCCAUUAGACGAACUAGUGACCCUGUCUAGUGUUGGACCUGUUAUGGCAAGUAACAGGCUUCCACACUCACAUUCACAGAGUGCCCAGGCUUCUCCGACCAAUGCACUGCGGCCGUGGAGGCCUAGAGCUCGCUCUGCGGAUGAGAGUGCUAAUAAGAAGAUAAGUAAAGAUGGUCCUAGAGAAUCCAUUGAAGACUGGGAAAUACCUGCUGAUGAAAUAUUGACUGGACAGCGAAUAGGUUCAGGAUCGUUCGGAACAGUUUAUAAAGGACACUGGCAUGGAUCUGUAGCUAUUAAAACAUUGAAUGUUAAGGAUCCGACAAGUGCCCAAUUACAAGCUUUUAAAAAUGAAGUGGCUGUGCUGAGGAAGACCCGCCAUGUCAAUAUCCUUCUAUUUAUGGGCUACGUGAGUAAACCACAACUUUCUAUAGUUACCCAGUGGUGUGAAGGCUCUAGUAUUUAUAGACAUCUUCAUGUUCAAGAAACAAAAUUUAAUUUAGUGACACUUAUUGAUAUUGCUCGACAGACUGCACAGGGAAUGGAUUACUUACAUGCGAAGAAUAUAAUUCAUAGAGAUUUAAAAAGUAAUAACAUAUUUCUUCAUGACAUGGUAGUUAAAAUAGGCGACUUUGGACUAGCUACUGUGAAAACGAGAUGGUCUGGUGGAAAGCAGUUUCAGCAACCCUCUGGUUCUAUUCUAUGGAUGGCUCCUGAAGUGAUAAGGAUGCAAGAAGACACACCCUACAGCUUCCAGUCGGAUGUUUACGCAUAUGGUAUUGUUUUAUAUGAACUUUUGACUGGUCAGCUUCCUUAUUCUCACAUUAAUAAUAAAGAUGAAAUUUUAUUUAAAGUCGGUAGGGGAUAUCUUAGGCCUGAUCUUAAUAAUUUGCCUCCUGAAACACCAAAAGCGCUUAGGAGGUUAUCGGAAGAUUGUAUUAAAUUUAAAAGAGAAGAUCGCCCAUUAUUUCCCCAAAUUCUUGCCUCACUCGAAAGCCUUUUACAUUCCAUACCAAAAAUACACAGAUCAACUUCUGAACCGUUAUUGAAUAGGACCCAGCUUCAAUCAGAUGAUCUCUUGUACGUAUGCGCAUCCCCUAAAACUCCGGUCAAUACCCAAUUCGGAGCGUUUCCAUUUUACCAGAUUGGUGGUAUUUAGUCAUUUUUCACAUUCCUGAUUAUUUAUUAUCUGGCUGGUUACAUACCCCGAAAAAUUAAAUCAUCAGUGAUAUUAACUGGGAAGACACGCUACCUAGGCUAUGUGAUUUGUAAAUUGAUGACCAUUAUUGUAGGGAAAGAUUUUAGAAUUAUAUUAACAGCAUAUUUUAAAUACAUAGACAAAGAGAUUAUAUUGAGAGAUAUAUAAUAUAAUAAUUGGCUUAUAAUAAAUUGAGAAUGUAUAGUUAUCGAAUUCACCUAAGCGAUUUGUAAAUUGUACAGUGUAUGUUUUGACAUGAGAGAAAUCGCGAGCAAUAAUUGAAUCGUAUUGAAAAAUAUAAUGUACCUGGUUUAAAAUGCGUUUUAAAGCUUAAGCCAAUAUGAUGAGCGAUGACAUCACUGUUUUCUUGUUCAUUUUCUUCAGUGCAAUAAUACUCUAAACUUAUAAGUAGUCAUAUGUUAAUUAAAAAGACAGUGAUCAAUAAAAAUAUAUAUAUUAAUAUAUAUCAUCUUAGUAUCUCAUAUUUUAGAAUUUUAGGAUACAAUUAAUUUUUUUUUAUUUAUGAAUGAAAUUGAUGUCUAGCCUCUCAUUAGUCUUUUGUCAUUGUUUAAUAUUCUACAUAAGUGAGUUUGUUGAAAGCAUACCUAUAUGUUGUUAGCAUAUUUGUUAUAUUGAAGUGCAAUUCAAAAGCAUAGUGUUAUUCACAUCGGCAGUUGUUUGUGAUAAUGUAUAAUUCGUAUAGGCCUGUUAUAACUGAAGCUUAUAUUGUUAAUGGAGUCUAAUUAUACAGAUGAUUUUAAUCUAAGCUUCUUAGUAAGGCUAAAUUGCUUAUUUAUUUCUUUGUAUUUUUGUGAAUAACUUUAUUUUUAAAUUGAUUAUUUAAUUGUUAUUUUUUUUAUUUAUUUAUUUUCUUUUUUUUAAUAUCGAACAUGAAAGUGCUAUCGGUUAAAACACAUUAAACACAUUUGUACACGUUACAGUAUUAUACUCACAUGUAAUUUUUACUUUAUAUUAAUGUAUAUUUAAUCUAUUCCCAGGUAGUUGGGAAUUUGCUGUAUUACAUUUUGUUUAAACGCGGAGGUAUAGUACGGGCUCAGAGGCUGAAACCCUUUGUGCUCAAUAUGGGUGCCAAUCGUUAUUAUCUGAUUAUUGAAUAGUUAGUGUAUUCGUCUAAUGAACAUAACUUUGGUGUCAUUGCAUAUGACAAAAUAAAUAUAUAUAUACAUAUAUAUAUGUUAUUGACAUUAUCUUGAUGAAUAUUGUAUUUGUUAAUAAUUGCAAUAUUGUAUUUAUUGUUUAAAUCAUUGGUGAAUGAAGACUGCGCCAUUAAGAAAUUGUAAAUAAACUUUCU
This is a messenger RNA of Nezara viridula (southern green stink bug), 3542 nucleotides long. The record is from the annotation of a GenBank genome assembly. Lineage: Eukaryota; Metazoa; Arthropoda; Insecta; Hemiptera; Pentatomidae.